AUGAAUUUCGAGCUUCCUGCGGACGUUCAAGCCUUCGUGGCGCGUGUGGACGGCUUUAUCAACAAGACUGUACUGCCUCUGCAGUACAAAGAUGACAACCAACGGUUCUUUGAUUACCGCCGUGAAGCAUCGCGCACGCAAUGGGACAAUCACGGCCUGCCGACCGAGGACUGGGAAAACCUGCUCAGGAAGACCAAGAGCCUUGCCAGGGAGGCUGGCCUCUACCAGUUCGCAGCGCCAGCAGAGUACGGCGGCUCGGGGUGCAAGACGCUGAACCUGCAUAUGUGCGCCGUCCGAUACCACCUCACCUCCCAUCCAGUCUAUGGAGGGGGUGUCAGCCUGGCCAACGACCUGCAAAGCGAACACAGUGUUGUGGGAAACAUGCCCUUUCUGAUCAUGAUAUCCCACUAUGGCACCCAGGAGCAGAAGGACCGGCUUAUUCCUGCGGUCCUCCGCGGUGAUAUCAGCGCCACCUUUGGCCUGACUGAGAUUCAUCACGGCUCUGAUGCAACUCACAUGGACACAGUCGCUCAGCAGAUCACCCUUUCUAACGGCGAGCCUGGAUAUGAGAUAGAUGGAAAUAAGAAGUGGCAGACAGGCAUACACCAUGCAGAUGUCCUUACCAUCUUUGCACGAACAUCAGGCAAGGCAGGAGAUGCUAAAGGGAUCACCGCCUUCCUCGUCCCUCGUCACACGCCUGGAGUCGAGGUGGUGUCGUAUGAGUGGACAAUGAACAUGCCUACCGACCACGGCACCAUUCUCCUCAAUAAGGUGUGCGUACCUGCUACAGCCAUCCUAGGUCCCUUGGAUCACGGCCUGGGGAUCGCGCAGUCAUUCACCCAUGAGAACCGGAUUCGCCAGGCCGCCUCGAGCUGCGGUGCGGCAAAGUACUGUAUCGACCGGAGCAUCGAGCAUGCCAACCAGCGUAUGGUAUUUGGAAAGGCCCUGUCUAAGAACCAAGCUAUCCAGUGGCCUGUAGUAGAGCUUGCGACUCAGGUCGAAAUGCUGAGGCUCUUGAUCCUCCGAACGGCGGUAGAAAUGGAUCAGCUCGAUGCCGAGUGCAAAGCUGCCGGAACAGCGCCCUGGAUCGCCAUUGAGAAGCGACUUGGGCACAAGAUUGGGAUGUGCAACUACUACGCAGCCCGUCUGGCCUGUCAAGCGGCCGACCGUGCGAUACAGAUCCACGGCGGCGACGGAUACUCCAGGCAUCAUCCCUUUGAGCACAUGUGGCGUCACUUUAGACGGUACAGGAUCACGGAAGGGAGCGAAGAGGUGCAGAUCCGCAAGGUGGGCGCUUAUCUGUUUGGUUACAAGACGACUGGCGAGCAGCCAACGAGUGCAGCAAAAGGGAGCGAGGCCAAGCUAUGA
Molecule: messenger RNA, 1368 nt
Organism: Thyridium curvatum
Lineage: Eukaryota; Fungi; Ascomycota; Sordariomycetes; Thyridiales; Thyridiaceae
Exons: 1
Coding region: 1-1368 (455 amino acids)
Biological process (GO): fatty acid beta-oxidation using acyl-CoA dehydrogenase; butyrate catabolic process
Molecular function (GO): flavin adenine dinucleotide binding
Source: RefSeq, a predicted model, not a curated record